CGUUCCUUCCUUCGUUAUCGCGUUCUCCAAACUUCACCACAUUGCAUCUUUCGCUGAGCGCUCCGAAGCGCGCGUCCAAAGGCUGCGGAUCCGACCAUAGCCACGACUCACUGCUUAGUACUUACCAACGGGCACGCAGUUGCGAUAGCCUGACAAAGCCACACUUCAAACUUUCGCUCAGCUGAAGUCUUGGCUAUACCACGCGCCUUCUUGAACACCUGACCUUAUCUCGCAAAUAACCUCAUACCAAGCUUUCUGCACGCCUUGCGGAGUAACGGCCGGCGUGCACCACCGCAGACAUGAUGGCAGGCAGUGGAAUUCGACGGAAAGAUACCACAAAAGGACCGCCGCUGCGGAUCCUAUCGCUAGAUGGAGGCGGCGUGCGAGGGUACUCGAUGCUCAUCAUACUCCAGGAGCUCAUGCACCGCACAUUUGUCGAAACCGAGGGAAGAGCGCCAAAGCGACACGAAGUCCCAAAGCCAUGCGACCACUUCGAUCUUAUUGCGGGAACCGGUACCGGGGGGCUGAUUGCUAUAAUGCUUGGGCGGCUGCGCAUGGAUGUAGAGACGUGCAAGGACGUAUACGUGCGCAUGACCAGGAAGGUCUUCGAGACGGACAAGACAUUUGCUGGAAUACCGUACCGGUCAACGCUGUUCAAGGCGUCAAAAUUGGAAGAGGCUAUCAUGGAAUGCGUGCGGGAACACACCAUUUACGACGACGAAGGCAACGACAGAUACGACGGGUUGUCAUCAACGGCAGACCUACGAACACCAAUGACGCCUGGCAGCGCCAUAUCAGCUGGUCGACGCGUGGAAAGAAGUGCAAGCAACGCCAGCAAAUACAGCCAAAUUGGGACGGCGCCUGUCAACAUGCGCAUGGCCGCGCUGAAAUGGGGGAAUCCUCACGCGCAACUCUACGACAAUCGAGAAGAGCGCACUAAAACUGCCGUCACAGCAGUUUACAAGGGUACCAAGAAAGCUGGUACAGGCCAGAUCUGGCUCCGCUCAUACGACUCACGCAAAGAGCCUCCAGUAGAGCCUAAUGCGACCAUAUGGCAGGCCGGACGCGCAACAUCUGCCACAGCGCUAGCAUUCAAGCCGAUCCAGAUCGGACAAUCGGUGUUCCUGGACGAAGGCACUGGCAAAUACAAUCCUUCUCCCAUGGUGCUUGAUGAAGCAGUCUGCAAUGAGUGGCCUGGACGCGAAGUGGGAGUUUUCCUCAGUAUUGGCACCGGAAAGCGACCGGAUGGCACAAACGCACAGCAGCAUCUUUGGUGGGAAGGGUUUGUCUCUGGUGGCAUUGGAGAUUUUGCAGAAGCCCGGCGCAGGCUGAUUCAGAAGAUCGAAGACUGCGAAAAGACUCACAAAGACAUGAAAGACCAACUAGCGAAACGCCACGUCAACCCGGAGAACUAUUACCGGCUGAACGUCAACGUGGGUGUCGGCGAGUUUGGCAUGAACGAGUGGAAUGCGCUGGCCGAUAUCAGUACCAACACCCGCAUGUACCUUGCGGAGAAGACUGUGCAAGGAAUGACAUUGGACGCAGCCGCGAAGAUCGCGCGGAUACAUUUCGCAAAGCUACGCUGGGAGCGCGCACAAAAGGGGAUGUCGCCGUACGAUGGACCACAAGCACCGAACAAGCCCUUACCUGUUGUACCCGAGCCUUCGCCGCUCGCUGUAGAGUUGCCAGCCGAGGACGUCACACCGGAAUACCGAUUGACCAACCCCGAUGGAAACCAGAUUUCUUUCCAGGAGCAACACCGGCAGUCAGAUACCGACAAGUACCCUGUGAUAUCCUCAGAUGAAUACCCACAGCCAGUCAUGCACGACCUGCCACCGCGACACUCAGGCGAGCUCGUCUCGCCAGGUCGUCGCUCAGACGAGCAAUUUAACACAGGGCGGCCGGACUCAAUGGUCAGCUUGGAGACGCCGAGUUUCGAGGAGCGUCUACAGUAUGCUCACGCUCAUGCUCCACCAAGACCACCAAAGACACCACUACAAGACGACCUCAGACCAGCACCCUUGUCUCCACAUCGCACAUCACCGCCGAGCGCUGGACUUCCACGGCCACCACGAGGCGCACCAUUGCCUUAUCCAGAUACCGAUGGACCACCACCAGUCGUCAACAAAGCCACGAAACCUGAAUUUACGCGAUGAGCGCAGCAUAGCCGCACUUGCAUUUCGUAAUCUCAUCUAGCUCGCAGCGAGUUGUGCAUUGUAUGAGAUGACAUCACGAGCAACGAUUUCUUACCGUCACAAAUCAUUCAUAUCGAGCAGAUUUACGGCGACUUCGAUGAUCUCAGGGAUACCCAAUAUGAUCAGAGUUCGAUAUUUACGGCAGAUUUAACAACUCAUCUGGCAGUUCACUCGCAUUUCAUGUCCUGCAGCACGCAGAUUUGAAGUUUUGCAUAGUUUAGAUACCCUUUCAAUUCCACACGAGUUAUUCUUCA
Parastagonospora nodorum SN15 is the source of this 2449-nucleotide messenger RNA. RefSeq lists its product as hypothetical. NCBI's taxonomy places the organism in Eukaryota, Fungi, Ascomycota, Dothideomycetes, Pleosporales, Phaeosphaeriaceae. Gene Ontology annotation, cellular component: membrane. Gene Ontology annotation, biological process: arachidonate metabolic process. Bases 300 to 2156 code for a protein of 618 amino acids. The record is from RefSeq and is a predicted model, not a curated record. The transcript is spliced from 3 exons.